Brienomyrus brachyistius is the source of this 1148-nucleotide messenger RNA. RefSeq names its product GTP-binding nuclear protein Ran. Gene Ontology annotation, molecular function: GTPase activity; GTP binding. The transcript has 7 exons. The coding region runs from base 125 to 775 and encodes 216 amino acids. Gene Ontology annotation, biological process: ribosomal subunit export from nucleus; protein import into nucleus. Gene Ontology annotation, cellular component: nucleus; cytoplasm. The record is from RefSeq and is a predicted model, not a curated record. Lineage: Eukaryota; Metazoa; Chordata; Actinopteri; Osteoglossiformes; Mormyridae.
CAUGGAGAUACAGAUGCACGUGAUAGGGGUGUGUGGUCGGGGUAUUUCAAAAACGCGUCAGCCAUUUUACUUCGGAAAUUCCGUACGAGCCUUGCUUCGCAACAGAAAGGUCAAAUCUUAAACAAUGGCAAUGCAAGGGGAACCUCAAGUUCAGUUCAAGCUUGUACUGGUUGGUGAUGGUGGUACUGGUAAAACCACCUUUGUGAAACGUCACCUGACUGGAGAGUUUGAGAAGAAAUAUGUAGCUACUUUGGGUGUUGAAGUCCAUCCUCUAGUAUUUCACACGAACAGAGGAGCAAUUAAAUUCAAUGUGUGGGAUACAGCUGGGCAAGAGAAGUUUGGAGGUCUUCGCGAUGGGUAUUACAUACAGGCCCAGUGUGCCAUUAUUAUGUUUGACGUAACAUCCAGAGUAACGUAUAAGAAUGUCCCUAACUGGCACAGAGACCUGGUACGAGUAUGUGAGAACAUCCCCAUUGUCUUGUGUGGAAAUAAAGUAGACAUCAAAGAUAGGAAGGUCAAGGCGAAGGCCAUAGUGUUCCACAGAAAGAAGAACCUUCAGUACUAUGACAUCUCCGCCAAAAGCAACUACAACUUUGAGAAGCCCUUCCUGUGGCUGGCCAGGAAGCUGAUUGGAGACCCCAACCUGGAGUUUGUGGCGAUGCCAGCCCUGGCUCCUCCGGAGGUGGUGAUGGAUCCCCAGCUGGCCAAACAGUAUGAGGAGGAUCUACAGGUGGCCCAGUCCACAGCUCUGCCAGAUGAUGAGGAUGACCUGUAGGGGGCGCUUGUGAGCCACGGGCCGCCUAGUUUUAUAGGCAGCUGUGGGAGGACACAGCCCUGCUCCGGCCCUGGACUAGGUUGACGCAGCGUUUACAUGCGCUUCACAUGGUCCCUCACGGGUGGAGAGUCCUUGCAGUGUGACCUGUGCAGCUGAAGAACAAAUGGUUUCUCCUCUCUGGGCCUGCAUUACGUACUUGGCUUCCCCCCCCCCCCUUUUUUUUUUCUUUUGGACUGUUACAAUCUAGGUUUCAUUUUCUCUUCCCCUGUUUUGGUAAUUUAAGCUUUCUGCAGUAAACUGUACACAUCUGUGGCAUUUCAUUCCAUUUUAUUUUCCUUUUUUUUAAUUCAAUAAAGUUGUUUCAGUUGUGAAA